AUGGUGGAUAACAUUGAGAAGAUAUUGGAGAGAGGUGAUCGGAUUGAGCUUCUUGUUGACAAAACUGCAACAAUGCAAGAUAGUACAUUUCACUUUAAGAAACAGUCUAAGCGCCUUCGCCGAGCCCUUUGGAUGAAAAAUGCAAAGCUCUUGGCCAUGUUGACGUGCUUGAUUGUUCUGUUGCUGUACAUAAUAAUAGCAACUGCUUGUGGAGGCAUCACAUUACCUUCCUGCCGAUCAUGA
Molecule: messenger RNA, 243 nt
Organism: Ilex paraguariensis (yerba mate)
Lineage: Eukaryota; Viridiplantae; Streptophyta; Magnoliopsida; Aquifoliales; Aquifoliaceae
Source: the annotation of a GenBank genome assembly